AUGCCUCCUCCGGUGGAAGAUCUUUCGGACGGCGAGUCCACCGGCGAGUCCAUUCCUUACAACGACGCCGAUCAUCAGAUGGAUGCCGCUGGCGAUGAGAAGGAGGAAGAUGCGAAGGAGGAAGAUGCGAAGGAGGAAGAUGAGAAAGACAAAGAGAAAGAGAAUAAGAAUGAGAACGAGACUGAUGAAGGACUCUACGUUGUUGAGAAGAUUAUGGGUCACGAGUUCGCAAAGGACGGCAAACUCCUACUUCAGGUGAAGUGGCGCGACUACGAGGAUCCAGCAGAUCAGACUCUUGAACCGGAAGAAAACCUUCUGGAGGGCGCAAAGGAAGUUCUCGAGGAAUAUUAUAGCUCCCAAGGAGGCCGACCCGAGAGGCCAGCCGCAGUCCGAAAGCGAAAGUCCAUGGGAGGUGCCAAGGCGACACCCGACAAGAAAGAGACCCCCAAGCGGCGAAGACGGUCAGCAGUACCAGAUACCGCCGCCAGCACUGAGACCCCAGAAGAGAGCGAGGUACCCGAUUGGGUGCCCAAGUCGAAGAGCUGGGAGAACGACGUGAAGAAAGUUGAUACCAUCAUCCGAGAUCCCAAGACAAACUCCCUGAUCGCAUUCCUGCACUGGACCAACGACAAGACGUCCAAGGUUUCCAUUGAGACAUGCUAUGAAAAAUGUCCAAGGAAGGCAAGUCUUUUUCUGCCCAUGCACGUCUCAUCAACGUCUCACGAACGUGGGAUAACCGCUAUAUAG
Molecule: messenger RNA, 747 nt
Organism: Aspergillus clavatus NRRL 1
Lineage: Eukaryota; Fungi; Ascomycota; Eurotiomycetes; Eurotiales; Aspergillaceae
Product: chromo domain-containing protein
Exons: 5
Coding region: 1-747 (248 amino acids)
Biological process (GO): chromatin organization; negative regulation of transcription by RNA polymerase II
Cellular component (GO): pericentric heterochromatin; nucleus
Molecular function (GO): chromatin binding
Source: RefSeq, a predicted model, not a curated record